UUCUCUCGCACAACACUGCCACCCGUUCCCGGGAUGUCGCAAUACCGUUUUUGAUAGCCUUUGAACCGUCUCAGGCGUCCUGCAUUUCGUUAUAGUUGGAUUCACAGAGAGAGGUUGUUUUCAACUACCGAGACAAAAUGUGGAAAGUUGUGCUUUAUGCAGCUGUUAUGCUUUCAGCUACUAGCUACGCGCAAACGAUGCCCCCGAGCCAGUGUGACGUCGCCGCCAUCAACUCCUGCACCACCAGCCUCGCUGACUCCAUCCGCGACGGCACGGAGUCCACUGACAGCACCUGCAGAGCUGCUGACAUGGUUGUGAUGUGCCUGAACAAGCUGACAUCGUGUAUGGAUGACCCUGCCUUCACACAAGCCAGACAGUGGAUGGACUCACUGCAACUGAAAGACUCAUGUCCUCACCUUGGCCAGUACCCCCAUGCUAGCGCUGGCGACAUCCCAGCAUUCACAGCAGUCCUGCUACUGAUCCCUCUACUGACUCUCUGGAUCUUCACAUAAACAUCCUGUCGAAGAGGCAUCAAUGUCGUUUGAAUAUUAAAUAUUUUUUAAU
Messenger RNA from Haliotis rufescens (red abalone), 564 nucleotides. RefSeq lists its product as uncharacterized. NCBI's taxonomy places the organism in Eukaryota, Metazoa, Mollusca, Gastropoda, Lepetellida, Haliotidae. The transcript has 4 exons. The coding region runs from base 138 to 512 and encodes 124 amino acids. The record is from RefSeq and is a predicted model, not a curated record.